ACUGUGCUGUACUGUACUGUGCUGUGCUGUGCUGUGCUGUGCUGUGCUGUACUGUACUGUAGAUUUAGUUAUAUUUUGAUUGAGAACUGAAGUCUUCCAAGUGCCCGGACCGCCUCUUGUUCCUCGGUCACGCCCAAACAGAGUGCGCUCAGAGCGGCUAGUGGCUGGAGAGGAGACUAGUCCCGCCUACAGGCGUGGCUCUCUCCCUCUGGUAGCUGCCGUUAGAACUAACCGAAUGUUAGAGUGGAACUGUCCAGUAAUCUAGAGAGAGACGGAGAGAGAGAGUGAAGCAAACCAGGAUGAACAGUCAGAUGUCUCUCUAGUCUGUGAGUUUUGUCGCAGUGGAAUAGACGUGCACUUGUAUUGUCAAUGCUUGCACCGCUCACCAUUGUAUGUGAUUAUAAACUAUCUAUUUUAGAUUUGUAAACUUGUAGCAAGAUGUCAGAAGGUGUCUGGAGGAAACGCGUGCCCUCCACGGCUGGAGGAGCCUCGUUCACCUGCCUCGUGAUGAUGUUUCUUCUCGUCGCCGUUAUCAAACACCGGGGGACUCUCGUGGAGGAAGGUUCCAACGGGAGAGAGUUCGGGACUCGCUCCCUGCAAACUUUAAACAGCAUGAAUAAUAAUAACCAAGCUCCAGCCGAGGAUCGGGUCGGGGAGAAAUGUCAGGCGACCCAGGUCAAGGGUUUCUCGGCGUACUUCAGUGAGUUGAGCCGGGGGAAGCGGGCGGUGGAGCACAGAGCGGUGAAGGAUCCUACACCGGUGGAGGAGCUCAGUCCGGCGGAUGUGUUCAUAGCGGUGAAAACCACCAAGAAAUAUCACCACACCAGGCUGGAUCUACUGCUGGACACAUGGAUCUCUACAAACAUGCUACAGACGUAUGUAUUCACCGACGGAGAGGAUGACAGGCUGAGGAAGAGGAUGGGGAGUCACAUGAUCAAUACGAACUGUUCAGCGGCCCACAGUCGCCAGGCUCUGUCCUGUAAAAUGGCCGUCGAAUACGACACUUUCAUCAGCUCUGGAAAGAAAUGGUUCUGCCAUGUGGAUGAUGAUAACUACGUGAACAUACGUCCCCUUGUGAAGCUCCUGUCUCACUACAGCCACGCCCACGACGUCUACAUUGGCCGGCCGAGCCUCGACCGACCGCUAGAAGCCACCGAGAGGUUUGGCGACGCCCACACGCGUCCAGUGCGUUUCUGGUUUGCCACAGGAGGAGCAGGGUUCUGUGUUAGUCGAGGUCUCGCCCUCAAGAUGAGCCCCUGGGCCAGUGGAGGUAAUUUCAUGACAACAGCUGAUCGUAUUCAUCUCCCUGACGACUGUACGGUUGGUUACAUCAUCGAGGCGUUGCUAGGGGUGGGUCUUAUCCGCUCCCCACUGUUCCACUCUCACCUGGAGAACCUUCAGCUGGUGUCACCGACACAGAUACACCACCAGGUGACUCUGAGUUAUGGAACGGUUGACAGUAAGAGAAACAUAAUCAAUUUAAGAGGAGCGCUCUCAUUGGACGAAGACCCUACCAGGUUCAGGUCUGUCCAUUGUGUCUUAUACCCAGACACUCCGUGGUGUUCAGCCCUGACCUGGUACUGAGGUACUGACCCCACCAGUCCAGAGACACAGAAAGAGGGGAGAAGAUGAGAGAUGGAGCAAAGACAUGGAAGGGGGCGACAGACAGAGGAGAGAACAGGAGAAGAGAGACUAGAGACAUUGAUGAAUGGACAGACAGAGGAGAGAACAGGAGAAGAGAGACUAGAGACAUUGAUGAAUGGACAGACAGAGGAGAGAACAGGAGAAGAGAGACUAGAGACAUUGAUGAAUGGAUAGACAGAGGAGAGAACAGGAGAAGAGAGACUAGAGACAUUGAUGAAUGGACAGACAGAGGAGAGAAGAGAGACUAGAGACAUUGAUGAAUGGAUAGACAGAGGAGAGAAGAGAGACUAGAGAUAUUGAUGAAUGGACAGACAGAGGAGAGAACAGGAGAAGAGAGACUAGAGAUAUUGAUGAAUGGAUAGACAGAGGAGAGAAGAGAGACUAGAGAUAUUGAUGAAUGGACAGACAGAGGAGAGAACAGGAGAAGAGAGACUAGAGAUAUUGAUGAAUGGAUAGACAGAGGAGAGAACAGGAGAAGAGAGACUAGAGAUAUUGAUGAAUGGACAGACAGAGGAGAGAACAGGAGAAGAGAGACUAGAGAUAUUGAUGAAUGGAUAGACAGAGGAGAGAAGAGACUAGAGACAUUGAUGAAUGGACAGACAGAGGAGAGAACA
Messenger RNA from Oncorhynchus keta (chum salmon), 2258 nucleotides. RefSeq names its product beta-1,3-N-acetylglucosaminyltransferase lunatic fringe-like. Gene Ontology annotation, cellular component: Golgi membrane. The transcript has 8 exons. The record is from RefSeq and is a predicted model, not a curated record. Bases 439 to 1584 code for a protein of 381 amino acids. Lineage: Eukaryota; Metazoa; Chordata; Actinopteri; Salmoniformes; Salmonidae. Gene Ontology annotation, molecular function: O-fucosylpeptide 3-beta-N-acetylglucosaminyltransferase activity. Gene Ontology annotation, biological process: pattern specification process; regulation of Notch signaling pathway.